AUGGACUCUACAGUCUUGUCACCGCCGCUUACCACGCAUCAGAAAACAAAGCGCACUCAGCGUCGCAAAAGAUCAACUCGAGCUUGUCUGUCAUGCAGGUUUAGAAAGGUCCGCUGCGAUGUCUCCGUUCGCGGCCAGCCAUGCACCAAUUGCCACCUCGACUGCAAGAAUUGUCUGGUAGUUGGACGCGCUUCCAGGCUAAAUCAGCAGGUACCAAGGAACGAGUCAAACUGGUCGCCCGAGGAUGAUUAUCAAGAGGACGACCGGCAGCUGUCGGAGCAUCGGGAAGACGAUGACGUUCAUGAGAGCAGUAACUCCAAUGGCGUCGAAGCUGCUCCCACAGCCACUGAGGCGCUCGAUGAACACCCUGGGUUAUCCUUUCACACGCCCAGUAUCGACCCUGGGAUGUUGACAUUCAGUGACACUAUCGACGACGCGGCCUUCUUUGAAAAUCGCCUCGGAGACAGCGAGACAGAGACCGCAGAGUUCCACUCGACAUCAUCAAGAUAUGAUGGCGGUCCGACCAUCGCAGGUAAAAAGCUCAUCCUCAUUAUUCACUUCACGGUAUCUAACCAGAUUCAAACAGAAACAAGCGCAUCGGAACAAGAGUCCAUAUAUAGUCAUAAGAUGACGGGCUCUAGGAUUCUACCAGCUCAGUCGGCGUCACAGAGGACCAACACCAGUACCACGGUGCUCUUUAUUCAUUACCCGUAUCUGAAAAUUCACAACAUGCACAUGAUUGCUCAACAAGAUCUCAAUUACAUGGAGGCUCAGGGAUGUUUACACAUUCCAAGUCGGCCGAUACUCGACAACUUUGUGGAGCAAUACUUCAGACACCAGCAUCCUCUCCUUCCACUCCUCAAUGAAGGUGAUUUCUGGGAAAUGUACUCCCAGAGGGAGUCUACGGGUCCACAGCCCACCAUAUCACUGCUGGUGUUUCAGGCUAUGCUCUUUGCCAGUUGUAACUUUGUGUCUCUUCACAUCAUUAAGCAACUUGGUUACUCGAGUCUUAGAACUGCUCGAGCAGAAUUCUACAGACGAACAAAGGUUGGUGUUCGAAUAACCCAAUGGUCCGCCGCCGAAUUAACUAAAGACUUGCAGCUAUUGUACGAUCUAGGUUCGGAAACAUCGUCCCUGCCUCUAGCUCAGGCAGCUCUUCUCAUGAUGGGCUGGGUACCACCUUCAAACACGACCUUAAACCCCUACAAGACUUGGCUGAGCUUGGCUAUCCAGCACGCCAGAAGUAUCAACGCGGACCGGUACACAGAAGUGCCAGAGCUAAUAGAGAUGACAUCCACGCAACAACGGAAAUACCAAAACUCUCUCCAUCGCUUAUGGUGGUGCUGUGUCAUCAUGGACCGUAUCUCGCCGCUCUGCACGCGCUUUAGCCUCAAUAUUACACACGACCGAUUUGAUUUUAGGAAUACGAUCCCUCUGGGCGCCGAACACCUUCAGGACGACAUAUAUCGUUCAAGUGUAUUCACUCCAGCUACUAAACGGCGACAAAUCAGCAUUUUCUCAAAACUUCUUGAACUGAUGAUUCUUUUGACUGACGUACUGACCCUGACGUACCCGUUCGAGGAUUCUGUCAAAUCGAAGUCGCGAUUUUCAGAGGGCGAAGACCUCGCCUUUGAGAAAUGCGAGGCUGCCUUGAAGGCCUGGUAUGUGAGGGUCUCGGCUCAGUUCCCUCCCUUCGAGAAUGCGCACCAAGACUCGUGUGGAAGAGACAAUGAUCAGGAAAAGUCUAUUGUGCUGCAGACGAAUCUCAUGUAUAUCUACUAUCACACUGCAUCUAUUGCACUCUGUCAUUCCAAGAUACUGCGGCAGUCUCUCACAUCCGAAUCCAAUAGUGAAGAUAUGACAAGACCAGGGCGGAGUUUAAAGCUCCAGCAAAGCUCAUUUGAGGUGCAAGAUGCUGCUCAGAAGAUUACAGCAUGCUAUGAAGAGCUAACCCGACGUCGCUUGGCCCGCUGGCUUCCGGUAUCAGCCCUUGCUUGUCUAGCUACACCAUUGACGCUUCAUACCAUUACCGCGCGAUUGUCAUCGCUUAGUAACCAACUAUCAUGCAACGAAUCGGUGGAAGCCGGGUCAGCUCCAGCAUCAAAUCACGAUCGACUGAAAGCACUGGUCGAGACAAUGAACGUUUUCUUUCCCCAGUACUAUGGUGUAGAGUGGGUGAGGCAAACAGUUCGACACGUCGCCAAUUUAGCCCAGAUUGACAGCCAGUGUCUAUUCAAGGCCAGUGGCAAUUCUUUGACAGAUUGGAGUCAGAUUCUGAGGAGCCAGCCGAAUAUGUAUCUGAGAAUGAUCUGGACAGUCGAUGUUUGCAUCAGCAAAGGUAGGCAUCCGGAAGAAUUUGACUUUCCAGCGUGGCUGCGCUGCUUGUUGAAGAGGAGCAAAGGAUCAAGGAUCAGACCGAAUCGACAGUCAUAUACGACUGAACAAGCGACUGACCAGGCAGGCCUCGUCGACGACGAACUACUAGCCUUUAUUACUGAUCCCAAGCUGUCUGCUGCCGAGGAGGAUAUCUUUGGGGAACAAUUGCUGGAAAUGUUUAACCCGCAGAAGCCUUAUGAUCAACAGAGUCGGAACGGACUUGUUGAUUGUGGAACAUCUCAAGGGGCAGUGGGUGGGAUGGAUUGGGACCUGGUCGAAGCAAUGCAUGAUGUAACAGAGAACAUGCUGGAUCGGCUGGGGCCAGACUUCAGGGCUUGA
Molecule: messenger RNA, 2715 nt
Organism: Fusarium fujikuroi IMI 58289
Lineage: Eukaryota; Fungi; Ascomycota; Sordariomycetes; Hypocreales; Nectriaceae
Product: related to cutinase transcription factor 1 beta
Exons: 5
Coding region: 1-2715 (904 amino acids)
Biological process (GO): regulation of DNA-templated transcription; DNA-templated transcription
Molecular function (GO): DNA-binding transcription factor activity, RNA polymerase II-specific; DNA binding; zinc ion binding
Source: RefSeq, a predicted model, not a curated record